Strongylocentrotus purpuratus (purple sea urchin) is the source of this 624-nucleotide messenger RNA. Its product is annotated as coiled-coil domain-containing protein 34-like. NCBI's taxonomy places the organism in Eukaryota, Metazoa, Echinodermata, Echinoidea, Camarodonta, Strongylocentrotidae. The record is from RefSeq and is a predicted model, not a curated record. The coding region runs from base 1 to 624 and encodes 207 amino acids. The transcript is spliced from 5 exons.
AUGGUUGGAUGUCAAAGUUCAGAUGGCCAGGGAGAUCAUGGCAAACACGCUACCACAUCCUUGUCCCUAGACGAGACUGGUGAAUCGACACGUUCCCUUCUCCCCAUCCUAUCUCAUAGCAGAAUCAAGGAUUCACCGGACGAUGUCUCACGGUCCUCUAAUGUUAGACCACAGACCCAACUUCAUGGUCACGAUCGAGGUCUUCAUCGACCUCUCGCUCAAAGGUCUCAGACGGAGUGUUGCGGCAAAUCGUCCAGGUACUCCCUGCCAAAGACCAGUGACUCCCAUUCAACAUCUACCUCGCAGACGACAUCCAACAAAGUCUCGCAGUUGACCCCGUGGGAGAAAUGGCUGAUCGAGAAGACUAAACAAGAGAGAAAGAGAGUGAAAGAAAAGGCCAAGCUGCAGAGGGAGAAACAGCUGAAGAUUGCAGAAGAGAAGAAGAUGAAGGUGGAGAAAGCUAAGGUCAUUGAGGUCAAGGUCAACAUGUGGAUUGAGGAAAGAACAACUAAGGAGCAGGAAUCGAGAAAAGCCAACUGGAGGCUAGAGAAGACAAAGAAACAACUUGAAGCAGAAGAGAAGAGGGGAGUCCAGGAGAAAGCAAAGGGCAGUGACGUACCCUAG